UUUGUAGUUUUUGCUCCCAAGAACACCGACGGAUGGUUUAGAGCUUUUUGAAGAGAAAACUACAAUUCCCUGAGAACUCUUUGAAAGUGCUACUUGUCAAUAUGGCUGUUGUCAGACAGACAAAGCGGAGAUGCAAAUAAUUCGCCUCUGAUUAGAAAUUCUUGGGGAAAAAGAAAGUCGAACGGAGCACUGGCAUUAAAAUCUGCGUUAACACGGGGCCUCGGUUUCAGGAGAAGUGUGCUGUUGGUCGCUUGUCUAAGGUAGAUGGUGAAGCAGACAAUUUAGACCGAGUUCAGGAUCAGGAUGUCUGACUUCAGCGAGGAGCCGCGCUUUACUAUAGAGCAGAUAGAUCUGCUGCAGCGGCUGCGUCGCUCCGGCAUGACCAAGCAGGAGAUCCUCCAUGCACUCGAAACUCUGGACCGGCUGGACCGGGAGCACGGCGAUAAGUUUGGUCGUCGCACCUCAUCCUCCUCCUCUUCCUCCUCCUCCUACAUGGUAGGCGGAACAAACAGCUGCACCAACAACUCUGCCUCCAACAACACUGCCUCGGCAACUACCACCUCUUCCGUGACGUGCAACGGCGCCAUCAACAAUGGCGAAGCCAGUGUUGGCGACCACUCCGCUACCACUGCUUCCUCUAUAACCUCCAAGAUAUCUACAGCCACACAGACACAGUUUGGCAGCAAUGGGGGGCUCUCGCCUGCUCUCAGUAACACCUAUGACACCUCCCCGCCCCCAGCGCCGCCUCCCUCCUCCACCAUCCUUCCUUCACCUGUCUCUUUGGUUGCACUGUCACAGAAUGGGCGUGACAGUCUAGCUGCCACGCCCAAUGGAAAGUUGUCUCCUCCUCGGUACCCUGUCAACAGCGCCGCAGCAGCAAGAACCUUUGGAUUUGAGGCUAUCGAAGAGGACCUUGAUGUUGACGAUAAAGUGGAGGAGAUGAUGAGGAGGGAUAGCAGCAUGGUGAAAGAGGAGAUUAAAGCAUUCCUGGGGAACCGGAGGAUCUCUCAGGCAGUGGUGGCUCAAGUUACCGGUAUCAGCCAGAGCAGAAUCUCCCAUUGGCUGCUGCAGCAUGGCUCUGAUCUGAGUGAGCAGAAGAAGAGGGCCUUUUACCGCUGGUAUACUCUGGAGAAAACCACUCCUGGUGCAACUUUAAACAUGCGGCCCGCGCCCUUGCCUAUGGAGGAGAUGGAGUGGAGGCAAACACCUCCACUGGUCACUGCUCCAGGAACCUUCCGACUUCGGCGGGGAAGCCGUUUCACUUGGAGGAAAGAGUGUCUGGCCGUGAUGGAGAGCUACUUCAAUGAUAACCAGUACCCGGAUGAGGCCAAAAGGGAGGAAAUUGCCAAUGCCUGCAAUGCUGUUAUUCAGAAACCAGGGAAGAAGCUAUCUGAUUUGGAGAGGGUCACCUCCCUCAAAGUUUACAACUGGUUUGCAAACCGCCGCAAAGAGAUAAAGAGACGAGCUAACAUUGAAGCCACAAUCCUGGAGAGUCAUGGGAUAGAUGUGCAAAGUCCAGGGGGACACUCCAACAGUGACGACGUUGAUGGGAACGAUUUUACAGAACAGGCAUGUGAUCUGCCUUAUUUUGACAAGAGACCUCUCAGCCGACCAUUUGGCCUUUAUCGGUUAGAACCCACCUCCCCUACACAGGAUGACAGUGCUACACACAGCGAGCACCAGGACCCAAUCUCUUUGGCUGUGGAAAUGGCUGCUGUCAAUCACACAAUUCUGGCCCUAUCUAGAACCGGAGGAGUCCCUAACGACAUCAAGACAGAAGUCCUGGAGGAUGACUGAAUGGCAAGAAGGGAGAAUGCACCAAGAUGGUGAAGGGAAGGAGGAAUUAAAAGGUGCAUUUUAACAGCAGAAAUGUUACCUGAGAACUGGGAAGAUUUUGGAGGACCAUUGUCAGUUUAAACCAUGGGAAGAAUAUGUAAAUUGGUGUAAGCGCUUGAGUUCCGUGUCGGAAAAACACCGUACCUGGUGUAUACCACUCAUGAGGUUUUACGAGGGCAGUCAAAAGGUAAUGAGUCCAAUUUAAUUUAAACUAAGAAAGGAAUUUAUCUGACUUAUCUUGUUUUUUUUAAAGCCUGUCCUCUUGGCAGCCAUUUUCCAAAUUGGGUCAUUGUUGGAUGCCUGUUAGAAGGCAAAGAGCUGUAAUUGAAUUUCUUGCAUUAGACGGGCAACCACAGCUAAACACUUUGAAAAAGUUGCAAAAUGUGAAUUAGGGAGCUGCAUUAGGCUCCAGCCCAGUUAAAAGGUGGGUGUCCAGGAUCAAAGGUGCAAAAAAAGAGCUUGCUUUGAGCGACCUCUUUGACUAUCAAUGUGCGGUAGACCGUCUUCAGUGGUUAAUUUUGGGUGUAGUUGUAGGAUUAAUUGGGCUUGUUACUUUUUGUUUUUACUGUGCCCUUGUACAAAAAUGUUCUGGAGACUUAACAUUGCUAAACAUAUGUACAACACACAAUGUACGGUGGCAGCAAAAUUACCAGGAAAGAAACCCUGAAAACAACCCAGAAACUUAAAUCAAUUGAGUGUCGAAGGUUGGGUGAAACAAAAUGCAGUGAUUAGUUGCCCAAUCAUAUGUGUCGUUUGGGGUUCAAGAUCCCCAUUUCAAAGAAAAAACGUUCCUGGGCCUCUCGAAAGUGUCCUCCUCCUAGCAUCUCAGAAAAAAAUCCAAGGAUCUGAAUCGAGGCGAUAGUUCCUAUAAUCCAAAUGUGCAACAUUUUGCCGUAAGUUCCUCGUUCCAGGGUGUUCCUUGUUCUUCAUGAGACCUCACACACUACCUUCCCGAAACAAUCCAUCAUGACUGAUUGUCUCAAGUUUCCUUAUGUAUUAACUAAUCUUCACCACUAAAGACAAAGGAUACAGCCUGAAAGUUGUCAUUGGAGUAAGAAAAAAGGAAGUGGAAUCCCUAGCCUUUUCUCAAAACCAAAACCUGUGCUUCUCAUUGUACAUCCCUUGUUUCCCCUCCUCCUCCUUGGACACUGUCGUCUCUUUUUUUUCUCCCCCACUCCUCCUUACCUCUACAGCCUGGUUGUCUGAGCCAAUCCUCAUUCAGUCUCACGCAGCCUCAGAGACAAACUCAGCAAAUGUGUACUAUAUAUAAGAUAAAUGGGUGUUCUAGUUCUCAGUCACCCCACCUUAAUGGUGUGCUACCUAGCUACUCUCUGACUUACCCUUGUCAUUGUGCAAUUAACAGCAAGAGAAGCCUCUGGACGAUGUCUUUUGGAGAGACAAAUGGAGAGCGUCUCCUUCGUCACAACAAAUCUGUUGGUAGGCAGUUCCGUUUCCCGCCCUCGCAACCGUUGGAAUGUUCUCAGCCCUUGACAGAACCUUUGAGGUUUUCUGCUGUUGAAUGUAAACCUGAAGUUGAAUGAACACAUUUCUUUUGAAUCUCCCUACAGAACUGCUUGCAGUCAGGAAUCAUGAUUAGAACUGUGAUAUCAAAUGUUUUUUGUUUUUUUUUUAAGUGUGAAAAAACCUAAUGGUAAGUUUACAUUCAACAGUAGAAUGUCUUCACAAUCAUUGUGAUAUUUAGCUCAUCCAUGGCUUAAGUGCUUGAGGCGAUGAAGAAUCAGUUUAUGGGUCAAUGUGAUAAUCAAGCAAAUGUAAGCUAUCUACUAAUGGAAUCUGUUUUUUGUUUUAACGCCAUCCAUGCCAAAGGAAAAGAUGCUGUGACGUGGCUGGCUGAAAAUCGGCUUUCAGCACCACCUUCUGGUCUGACCACGGUCUUCUCGGACAUCCAAAGCCAUUUCUUCAAAUAGAUCUGGCACAUGUUUUAGAUGUUUUCUAUUAGGCCAGUUUGACCCAAAUACAGCAAGUUGUAAUGUUUGCUAACGGAGGUCGGACAUAUAAUAGUGGCUUUUCUGCCUCUAUCUAUCAUGGCCAAAAGAUUGUGAUUUGAGAUUUUUUUUUUUUUUUUUUUUAAGUAACUACGGACAUCAAGCCUAAACCACACAUGUCCAGACCGGACUAUGCCAAUUUAACUAGCUCAUGGGUGAAAAGUACCAGAGGCCCCGGAGCUCAGUGGUUAGAGCACUGGUUUGGUAAACCAGGGGUUGUGGGUUCGUAUCCCACUGGGGCCUCCACUCCCUGAGAAGGGUUGCGUCAGGAAGGGCAUCCGGCGUAAAAGUUGUGCCAAACAUAUAUGUGCGUUCAUCUGAGAUGACACGCUGUGGCGACCCCGAAAGGGACAAGCCGAAAGUAACCUCAUGGGUGAAAAGUAUCACCUUUGAAUGCAAUUGUAGCUCUCUAAAUUGUCAAAAUGGCAGAAGUGUCAUUUCUUCAAGCCAGUCUCCGACUGAUGACGCGGCAACUUUUUGGUUAAACUGAGCACGGCACUUUUCACCAAAGGAAUAGAGUUACAUUCUGGGGAAAAAUGCUUAUGUAUGUUUUCUUUAUUUGAGAAUCUUUGUAUAGACAGCAGUUAACAAGUUCAGGAAGUAAAUGUCUUCACUCAAAUAUGAGCAGUCUGUCAACCUAAUCAGCCUGGACUGAUUUCAGUUCAUAGUUUUGAAUGGUCAGCUAUUGCUUCCAUUAUUGCACUAUGAGAUAAGUUGUUUUUUUUUUCUUGUUUUUUUUUUUGUCAAGUGUGGGGGGUAUUGUAGUUUUGCAGCAUAAAUCCAUUCUGAUUUUUUAAAUUUACAGUAUUUGCCCCCUUUCUGAUUUAAAAAAGAAAAAAAAUUCAUAAAGGUGUCAGAUAACCCAACCCAUUUUAAUAUCACUCAGACACAACCCAAGGUAAUAGAAAAUUCAGUUUUAGCUGAACUGCCCGUUUAAUGUUACAACGCCACAGCAUCUCAAUUCUACUUAAAUCUGGACUUUGACUUGGCCACUCCAAAACUUUUUUUUUUUUUUAAGUCAUUCAGCGCUGGAUUUACAAGUGUGUUUCGAAUCAUUGUCCUGCAGCAUGAUCCAAGAGCACUUGAGUUUGAGGGCAUGAACUGAGGCCUCCUUUAGGAUUUUCUGAUACACAGCAGAAUUCAUUGUUCCAUCAAUCACAGCAAGUUGUCCUGGUCCUGAGGAAGCAAAAUAGCCCUAGACCAUUACACUGCCACAACCAUGCUUCACUGAUGGCAUAGUGUUCUUUUUAUCAUCAAAUGCUGCGCCAUUUUUACACCAGAUGUAACAGGCUGCAUAUCUUCCAAAAAGUUACAUUUUUGAACUGUCAGUCCACAGAAUGUUUCUCCAAAACUCUUGCCCAGAAACAUCUUGAUCAAGAUGUUUCUGGGAAAGUCGUUGUCAGAAUCUUGGUGGUCCACUCCUGAGAAGAUUUGCCACUGUUCUCAGUUUUCUCCAUUUUUGCAUAAUGUCUCUGAUAGUGGUUCAGUGGAGCCCCAAAGCCUUGGAAAUGGCUUUGUAACCUUAUGCAGGCUGAUGGAUUUCAAUCACCUUUUUUUCCUCAUUUCUUCUCGAGUUUCUUUGGAUUGUGGCAUGAUGCAUUGGUUCUUGAGAGCUUGUAGUCAACUUCACAUUCUCUGACUGAUUCUAUUUGUGAUUUCUUGAUUCAACAAGUGUGGUGGUAAUCAGGUUUGGGUGUGGGUUGUGGAAUUUAAUUCACCUUUCCCAAAUUUGUAGUUAGUCACAGUGGCUUUGUGAUUACUUUUUACAGGGUCAGAAAGAUUUUGAUUUUUUUUUUUAUGUGCCUUAAUACAUUAAAUUGUCAUUUGAAAAGUGCACUUUGGGUUUCCUCGUGUUAUCGCUGAGUGAUAUUAGAAUUGGUUUGAUUAUUUGAAACCUUUGUGUGUGAUGGCCAAAAAAUGAAAACAACAGGAAGGGGCAAACACUUUUUCAUGGCUCUGCGGAACAUUUCAACGUGCAAAGGAAAAUAAUUGAAGCAAGAAGUAAAAAUACAGUUUUAAAAAAAUCAGGUUCUCCAAAACUCUGUAAAGAACUGACUGAAUAAGGUGUAAAGAGUGAUUCAUUUUCACCUUUCCCUUAAUAACAAAAAUAUUGGAACUUUGUUGCUCUUCGUGCUGUUAUGCUCGUAAUGAAAUUUAACCAUGCUCGGAUUUUUUAUCCCUACUUUUCUUUAGAUGAAUGGAGAUUCAUGAAUUAUUGUAUCUAUUUAGCCUGCCAGUGAACUUACAAAAUGGGUAUCCUGCUUUUCAUUUUUAUUGGUACCAUUUAUGUAUUCCUAAACAUUCCUCUUAAUAAAAGUAAAAAGAAAAGGAAAAAAAAUAUCACAAAGCACUGUACAGUUUCAUUGUGACAGCAUCAAGAGUAAAUAAGUUCCAGUAUUAAGAGUUGAAAAUAAAUUGUAUCCACACAUUGUCCUCCAGGAACUAAGAUCUUGCAAAUAUAUCAAUGCAAAUUGUUUAGACUUUUGAGUUUUAUAGAGAAAUAUUUUGCAUAAUAAUCUUAGUCUGUAGGCUAAGAUAAUCAUUUUUUAUUUUAAUUCUUUUUGGGGGGGGGCGGAGGGGUCAUUUUUUUUUUUAAAUAGUCCUCAUUAAUCUGAUGCUUAAAAAAGUUUUCCCGAAGUGUGAAACUAUUCUUUAUAGAGAUAAUUUUGGAAUGUUUUAUCAGGAAAUGAGUAUGCAAUGAAAUACUAAGUUUCCUUUGAAGGCAUUUCAAUUGUCUGAUUUGGACUGUGGUUUAAAUGACAUUGAAAGUAUUUAUCAAAAGCUCCCCUUAAAUCUAAAAUCUUAAGCAUGUAUGAGGUGAUUACUCCUAUCUGGCACAUGCAUUUCAAAAAGGAUUUAAAAACAAAAAGGAUUUUAGGGUAAAAAGAAAAAAAGUAUUUAUACUCAUUUUUUUAGGCUAAUGUACAAAGUGUUUUGAAAAAAAAUAAAUACUGUACAUGGUUAUUGUUAAAUUAAUCAGUUUUAUUUUGUUUGCCUGUUUUUUUUUUUUUAAACUUUCUAUUGCCAUUCAUUACUAGACUGAGCAAGUCUUCCUGUUUGUCUGAGGUAUGGAGUGAAAGACAAAUGACAAUGCACCUUAAAAAGAGGAAAAUGUUUUGCUUUGGACUUCAACCUGAUAUGAUCUUGUCGUCUGCCCUUAAAUCAGCCUCCAUUGUGAAAUUAACGCAGUUUGAGCUUGCCUAAUUUGUCAGAACUGGUGGAGGAAAAGGAAAAAAAAAUAAUUGCCAUAUUAGACAAAUACACUUUAGUCCAGAAAUGUUUUUUUUUUAAAGCAUUUUCCCUUGCUACACCACAAUGGAUUUGUAAUAAAACAAGAUGUGAUUGAAUCCUACUAUUAAAGAGAUUUGUUUCUAAAUAUGUUUGAGGGUAAUUGCAGUAAAAUGUGCGAAAACAUAACUAAGUAGUUCAGAAUUGUGGAGAUAUAGUGGUAACCUGUUUGUCACCAUUUUAGAUUUCCUAACUUUAAAAUCUUCUGUCAAGUGGCAUCAAUAGUAAACAGUGAGCCCGCACAAUAAGCAGCCAUAUAUAACCACUCUGUAAUGUCAUUAUUUAAGAUCUGAUUUAAAUUGACCUUGGUUUCAUUCGUCAAAAAAAUGAAAUUACACAACAUGAAAUGCCUUUUUUGUUUUUUAGUGUAACAAAUGCCUUUUUUUGUGGAGCAAUUUAAAAAUGACAAACCAAUCACAUCGUGUUUUUCCAAAUCCAUUUAACUUUUUUUUUAAACUCUAGGCAAAAUAACAUUUAAAAAAAAUUUGAAUGUAGUUGUCAGUUGUUGUUGCGUGACGAUCGUGGCCCACAUAAAGAAUAUAAAGAUUACUUUGUCAUUGCCGCGCACAUACAAGUGUGAUGAGAUGUUCUCACUUCAAGCCACUUUCAAAUUAAUUAUUUCAGAGAUUAACUAUCAGUCCAAAUUUCUAUCCAGCAGUGUUUAACCUGAGUGUUCAAGCUCAGUAGAUGUCAUUACUGGAUGAACAAAAGGAGUGUCCAGGUGCUAAGGUAGUGAAUCGGAUGUAUAACAUUUCCAGUAAGGUGACUUUGCUGAGACAAAGCCCGGCAACCCAAGCCUUGUCCCUCCCAGCAUCAACAACUACUCCCGUCGUUGUGCUUCUUUCUCUGGAGGUGUCCAUUUGUGGUACGUCAGGGUUUCCAUGUUAUACGGUUCUCCUCAAUAUCACCUGUUAAAACACCUGAUCCCAUUUUAGCUCAGAAAAAGAGGACUGAAUGCUAGUGUGUGUCCAUUUCAAAAGCUGUUAUGUUCAGUUUUAUUGUAUUGCCCAUUUUGAAAUUUAGUGCCUUUUUUGGACAGUAGACUGUUCUGUAAUUAAGAUGUAGUAUAUAUACAUUUUUGUACAGUUUCUUUGUUCAUUUUUUUAACUUGUGUUUAUUUUAGUAUGAUAUAUAUAAUGAACAAGAGAAUAAAGGUAUAUCACUGAAAUCUCUGGAUUUAUGACUUUGUGUAAAUCUG
Molecule: messenger RNA, 8328 nt
Organism: Syngnathoides biaculeatus (alligator pipefish)
Lineage: Eukaryota; Metazoa; Chordata; Actinopteri; Syngnathiformes; Syngnathidae
Product: homeobox-containing protein 1-like
Exons: 10
Coding region: 304-1797 (497 amino acids)
Biological process (GO): positive regulation of DNA-templated transcription
Cellular component (GO): nucleus
Molecular function (GO): double-stranded telomeric DNA binding
Source: RefSeq, a predicted model, not a curated record